GACGCCUUCCAAGUCUUCCAUUCCUUCCAGUACCUUCUCCCCUCCCUCCCCACUAAGCAACCCCCAAAGCUAGCUCUCCCCUCCCUUGCGAUCGGAGAUCCCGCGAUGCAGGCCCCGGCGACCCCCUCCUCCGUCGACCUGCCGCUGGCAGCGCCGCCGCCGGUGAAGGCGCCGACCCCGCGCCCGCCCCCGCCGGCCUCGCUCCAGCCCGAGUCCCCGGGGGUCUUCUUCUCCGCCGCGGCGGCCGCCCUGCCCUCGGGCUCCGCCCACCGCCGCAUAGCCAUCGCCGUCGACCUCUCCGACGAGUCCGCCUACGCCGUGAGCUGGGCCGUCGCCAACUACCUCCGCCCCGGGGACGCCGUCGUCCUGCUCCACGUGCGCCCCACCUCCGUGCUCUACGGCGCCGACUGGGGCGCCGUCGACGUCUCCCUCCCCAACCCUGGCGACGGCGCCGAGGACGACGACGACUCCGAGGCCGCCGCGCGCAGGAUAGAGGACGACUACGACGCCUUCACGGCCUCCAAGGCCGACGACCUCGCCAGGCCGCUCAAGGACGCGGGCAUCCCCUAUAAGAUCCACAUCGUCAGGGACCACGACAUGAAGGAGCGCCUCUGCCUCGAGGUCGAGAGGCUCGGGCUCAGCGCGGUCAUCAUGGGGAGCAAGGGCUUCGGCGCCGCGCGGAGGACCAGCAAGGGGAGGCUCGGGAGCGUCAGCGACUACUGUGUCCACCACUGUGUCUGCCCCGUCGUGGUGGUGCGCUUCCCUGACGAAGGCUCCGCGGAGGAUGGGGAGGCCGGCGGCCUGUCGUCAGCGGUGGGUGCGGAGGAUGUGCUGCACCCUGUGCCCGAGGAGGAUGCCGAGUACCAUGAUGCUACUGAGGAGCACAAGGGUAACUGAUUUAAUACUUGACCGUGUCGAUGAAUUGUGAAGUGCACUUGGAUCCAGCAUGUAAUGGUUCUACUGUUGACUGGGUGCUAGCUGGGAAGUGCACGUGAAGGUGUUGAACUUUCACUGCCCAUGUCUAUGUCUAUCUGUACUUUCGCGUUGUUUGUAUCUUCAGUUGCCUUCGACCACGUAGCUUGUUUGACUAUUUGACUGCCUGGUGAAUAUUUGUGGUUGAAAACCUUUUUACUUUCUUCACAUUUCACUACCUGUUUCUGAUGAAAGUCACAGAUUAACCAUCUCUAUAAAAUCAACUAGUCAUCACUGCAC
Panicum hallii is the source of this 1212-nucleotide messenger RNA. RefSeq names its product universal stress protein PHOS34-like. Lineage: Eukaryota; Viridiplantae; Streptophyta; Magnoliopsida; Poales; Poaceae. Bases 106 to 897 code for a protein of 263 amino acids. The record is from RefSeq and is a predicted model, not a curated record. The transcript has 3 exons.